AUGAUCACAGCACCGUCUGCGCGAAGAACGUCGGCUCUUUGGAGCCGUGUGGCAUCCGGCUCCAUCCUGAGGGCCUCGCACCAGGCCUCCUUUGCCGAUCUGUCGAUUGCUGAGGCUAGUCGACGUCUCAAGGAAAACUUGGCGACACCAGCGGAUCUGGUCGAGUCUUGCCUCCAGCGAAUCCGCGAAGCCAACCCACGCAUCAAUGCUGUAUCCCAGCUCGUCGACCACAGCGCCCUCGCUUCAGCACCAAGCGAUGCAAGCAGCAGAACCAGUAUUCCUCGCAGUCCUCUUUUCGGCAUCCCUCUUCUCGUCAAAGGCAACAUCUGCGUCAAAGGGCUCGAUACAACGUGCUCAUCCGCCAUGCUGAAGGGCUUCCGUCCGCCAUAUGACGCAACAGUGGUCGACCUUCUGCGCAAUCAAGGCGCCGUUGUGAUGGGGCACACCAACAUGGAUGAGUUUGGAAUGGGAUCGGCAAAUAUCCAUAGCGCAGAUGGGCCCGUCCGCAAUCCUCGCUCGCUUGGCCGAGUGCCUGGAGGGAGCUCUGGUGGAAGCGCUGCUGCUGUGGCCAGCGGGAUGUGCUUUGCGGCUUUGGGGUCCGAUACCGGCGGCUCUGUCCGGCUCCCAGCAGCAUACUGCGGUGUUGUUGGCUUCAAGCCCUCGUACGGCAGGAUUUCGCGAUGGGGACUUGUUGCAUAUGCAAGCUCGCUGGACACAAUUGGAAUCCUUACCAGAACCGUAGACGAUUCGCUGGUUGUCUUUGACGCGCUCGCUGUCCAUGACCCCAAGGACUCGACAUCUCUGAGCUUCGCCGACCCCAAUAUCGACGUCGAUUUUGCUGGAGGCAGUCUUCAGGGCCUCCGAAUCGGAGUUCCGCAGGAAUACCACGUUCACGGCCUGGACGAGUCCAUCCUUGCGAGCUGGAGUCGGGCACUCGACGCUCUCGCUGCCCGUGGGGCAACGAUCGUCCCCGUGUCCCUUCCUCAUACACAGCAUGCCCUUGCGUCCUAUUACACCAUAGCGACAGCCGAGGCGUCGUCCAACCUCUCGCGCUACGACGGUCUUCGUUACGGAUCCACAACGAACUCAGGAUCUGCUGAUGCGCCAUCCGCCCCGCCAACUGGCGACGUUCUCUACGGCGACGUCCGCUCUCACGGUUUUGGGGCAGAGGUCAAGCGGCGAAUAGUCCUUGGAACCUAUAUACUCUCUGCCGAAGCCUACGACUCUUACUUUCUUCAGGCCCAGAAGGUGCGGCGAUUGAUUCAGCAGGACUUUGACCGGGUCUUUGCACGGCGUCAUCCCCUGGUCGAUCCCGCCGUCGUCCAGACGCAGGGACCAUCCGACACGAAUCCCAAGGUCGACGUCCUCCUGACGCCUGUAUCGACCACGGUUGCUCCCGAGUUUUCCGAGUUCGGGCCGAACAAGGACCUCGAUCCAUCGACGCAGUUGCAAGAGUGCAUGAACGAUAUUCUCACUGUUCCAGCCUCGCUAGCGGGUUUGCCGGCGCUGGUUAUCCCUUAUGGAUCCAAGGACGAGGCAGUCCCCACACCGGCCGGUACUGUUGAGAAUGAGCAGAUACCGAUUGCUCUGCAACUGAUUGGUCAAUCCGGAGACGACCGACUGCUGUUCAAGAUCGGCAAGGUCCUUGAAGACAGUCGUCAGUCGCCAACAGCCACAAAGUGA
Polychytrium aggregatum is the source of this 1683-nucleotide messenger RNA. Its product is annotated as A subunit of glutamyl-tRNA amidotransferase. Gene Ontology annotation, cellular component: glutamyl-tRNA(Gln) amidotransferase complex; mitochondrion. The coding region runs from base 1 to 1683 and encodes 560 amino acids. The record is from RefSeq and is a predicted model, not a curated record. The transcript is spliced from 8 exons. Gene Ontology annotation, molecular function: glutaminyl-tRNA synthase (glutamine-hydrolyzing) activity. Lineage: Eukaryota; Fungi; Chytridiomycota; Chytridiomycetes; Polychytriales. Gene Ontology annotation, biological process: glutaminyl-tRNAGln biosynthesis via transamidation; mitochondrial translation.